AUGGCCGAGCUAGACCCUGUCGAACAAAACGAGCAGGAUUCCCUUGCCCAGAACGGCUCAUCCGACGAUGUCAAGGUCGCUGAUGGUGGCGCAGAAAAUGUCGGCGGACCACCGCCGAAAAAGAGGAGGAGAGUUGCAAAGCCGAAUCCAGACAAGAAAUUCGAGUGUAAACACGAAGGGUGCGGUAAAAGCUACUCUCGUGCUGAGCAUCUCUAUAGGCACCAGCUAAACCAUACUCCGAAGACCAUCUAUCGUUGCGAUUACCCCGACUGCAGUAGGUAUUUUGUGCGACAAGAUCUUUGCAUUCGACAUCGGGAACGACAUACAACACAUGGCUCCCAACUCCACAAGCGGGAUGCUUUCGCACAAUCCACCUCGAGUAAUCAAAUCGUACCUGCAAUGGCGUCACAGCACCACCUCGGCCAACCUCAAGUCUAUCCAAUGUCUGCCCCUAACGUCAAGAGUACUCAGGAAGGUCAGCAAUUCGGCCCGCCACAGGGACAGUCUAUCGAUGGUCACCACUAUGCACAGCAGUCCCACAUUGCGAACAACAUUGUCUCUCCUUCGACAGCGUCCAUUGAACCAAGAUUCCAUCCUCCCACGCCCCAGACCGCCGUCGCUAGACCGGAACCCCCUUUACAUCGCACCGGCAGCCUUAGUAGUAACCCAAUGAGCCCUCCACAGAAACAGGAGACUUGGUCUUCGGUUGUCCGAAGACAAAGUCUCAACAAUGCGGAUCAGAGAAGGGACCAGGGAUCUUAUGCCCAGAUGCAAACAAGGGACAGGAGCUCAGGGCAGAAUGUCCCGCCAUCACCGGUUCGGCAAUAUUCCGGAACGUCUGGACCUCCCCUCCAACCGGUACGAUCACACUCUGACAGUGCCAUGGACAGAAGUGUUUUGAACAACGGCUAUAUGCAGUCUGUUGACAUGACUUCCGCUGCUGCGUACUCGUCGGCAGGCUAUCCGUCUGCCGGCGUGUCGCGAACGGCAGACGCAGCGUUUGCCGCGGCGGUCUCGCAUGGGUUGACGCGGAAUGAUACCUACCCAUACUCCCUGAUUAGCACUAGCAUGUCGAACAUAGAUAUCAGUACGGGUUUCGGGUUCCCAGUCUUCGGCGGCGACGAGUUUACUCAGACGCCGUUCAAUGUGGCCGAUGAUUUUACGCAGUGGCUCUUUAACGAUGCCCAGUCUGGCUCCAAUGGUUUCUCGCCCCCCAACUACGUCCCCGGUUACAGUGGCCACGAUCAGCAGCAAGCUCAGGGUCCGUAUUUCUCCCAAAGCCCUUCGUCAUCUGGCAAUAACUACUCCACAGGCGCUGGCUUGCAACAUCCUAUGAGUGUUACCAGCAUUCUGGAUUCAACAGCCACCAGCCAAUAUAUCAUGUCUGAAUCCAAACGUCACGAGCUCCUCGAUCUGAUGCAGACUCAGUUUGUUGAACGUCCGCACGAUGCGGUGAAAAAACGAAAGGACUCGGUGUUCGAAGGUGACCUUGACAAUGACGGUCACAUCUUGAGUUUGCGAAUGAUGCAUACCUACAUUGGAUCAUAUUGGUAUCAUCAACAUGCGCAGCUGCCAAUCCUACACAAGCCUACUUUUUCUGCUGAUCGGACCCACAACCUCCUGUUACUUAUGGUUAUUGCCAUUGGAGCUGCGACAUUGGAUAAAGCUUACGGCACGACUUUGACCGAUUCUGCAGCUGAAUUUGCCAAUUUUGUUGUUUGGCACCUCCGCUGGGAGAUUGUCCGCGAUGUUGACUUCAGACCUCCCGCAAAGCUAUGGGUCUUCCAGACCCUUCUACUGAUUGAAGUGUACGAGAAAAUGUAUGCGACUCGGGCGUUGCACGAAAGAGCGCACAUUCACCACGACUCUACUCUUACUCUCAUGCGCCGUGGCAGCUCCCUCCUGGGUCGUUCAGCAUCUGACUCCCCACCAAGUCUACGAGGAGAGCAGGACAAUGGCAGGAUCUCUGUCCCAUUCACAGGAGCAGAAGCCUCAAAAUCCGAAGAUUCCUGGCAUCGAUGGAUCACUACCGAAGCAACGCGUCGUGCAGCCUUUGGAGCAUUUGUGCUUGAUUCCAUCCAUGCAACUAUGUUCGGUCAUGCUGCAAAGAUGGUUGCACAUGAGAUGCGGUUACCCUUGCCAUGUGAUGAAGGACUCUGGUCGGCUGUCUCCCCCUCCGAGGCUGCACGAGUUCAAUCCUCGUUGCAGACCAACGGCAUCAAGCCAAUCAUGUUUCUGGACGGUCUGAAGAGAACCCUGAAUGGCCAGAGAGUACGGACAAAUUCCUUUGGCCGUACUAUCAUCAUGGCCGGUCUACUAUCCGUCUCUUGGCACAUGACUCAAAGGGAUUUGCAGAUCUCUUCCCUCGGACCACGAACCGCAAACUCCUUCGGAGGCCCGGACAAGUGGAAAGGGGUCCUAUUGCGCGCAUUCGACAACUGGAAGCGAGAUUUUGACGAAGCUUUGGCAGAAGCCACACCAGCGCCGUCCUCCCCAUUGCGGACCCCAGUUGCCCCUCCCCACCCAAUCUUACGCCCGGUUGAUGAUGAAAAUAUCUUCGAGUCAAGGACAGUGCUGCAUCAUCUUGCACAUAUUGCCGCUCAUGUCGAUGUUGUCGAUUGCCAAGUCUUUGCUGGCGCGAACAGACUCCUCGGACGCUCAAUAACCCCAAAGGAUUACAGUGUGGUACGCGAGAAGAUCGAACGCUGGGCUACAAAGGCUUCGGCAAGAGAUGCAGCGUUUUAUGCCCUCAAAUUUAUCGUUCAGGUCCUCAUCCCACCGGAUGGUGAUGGGCUGGAUGGGAUUAGUGGUCGCUUGUAUGGUCACGCUAGCCCAAUCCUUCCUCAAGCAUUCGAGCACAACCAAUACAUUGCUCGCGACGAUUUCCUAUUGAAUCGGCCCUGGGUGCUGUACAUAUCAGCACUGGUCGUCUGGUGCUACGGUUUCGCGCUGGAGGGCCCAAUCAAGCCUCCCCCCACCGAAGCAGAAUUCGAAACAUAUGAGCAGAAGGAGCGGGACAUGCGGCACUACCUCGAGACAGUCGCCGGAGUCCGAGCACCUGACGAUCUUGAAAACGUGAAAGGCAAGAACCGAUGCCUCGGAUUGCUCAUGAUGCUGAAGGAGUCCUUCGAGAGCACACGAUGGGAGCUCACCCAUGAAGCCGCGGGUUUACUGGGCAAUGCCUGUUCCAAACUCAGAGGCAUUGACGAAGACAAAAUUGUGGGUCCCGGCAGUCUGGCGAGAGACGAUCCCAAUUUGACACCGAACGGCUUUUUCUACGGAAACUCCAACGGCCACGCUCACUCUAGCCUUCACCGUGAAAACAGUCGAGAGCAUGUGACUGUCGCCAACGCGGCUAAGAUCUAG
This is a messenger RNA of Fonsecaea multimorphosa CBS 102226, 3366 nucleotides long. RefSeq lists its product as uncharacterized. Gene Ontology annotation, cellular component: chromatin. Gene Ontology annotation, molecular function: RNA polymerase II cis-regulatory region sequence-specific DNA binding; DNA-binding transcription factor activity, RNA polymerase II-specific; zinc ion binding. The coding region runs from base 1 to 3366 and encodes 1121 amino acids. The transcript has 2 exons. Lineage: Eukaryota; Fungi; Ascomycota; Eurotiomycetes; Chaetothyriales; Herpotrichiellaceae. Gene Ontology annotation, biological process: DNA-templated transcription; regulation of transcription by RNA polymerase II. The record is from RefSeq and is a predicted model, not a curated record.